UGUGUCUCGGGAAAAGAGAUCCCCUGCCACCGCAACAUUCUGGCUGCUUGCAGUGAGUACUUUCAUGCAAUGUUCUGUAAUGGGCAUCGUGAGAGCAAGGAGCAUAAGGUGGACAUCCAUGGAGUCAGCUCUGACACGUUCCAGCUUCUUGUUGACUACAUGUACACCUCAAACGUCACCAUCACAGAAGACAAUGCUGUGGAACUGCUAGAAGGGGCCAACUUCUUCCGGAUCCAACCCGUGCGUGGUGCAUGUGCGACUUUCAUAUCCAACAACCUGAGUGCUAAAGACUGUCUGCAGAUGAUUCAUUUAGGCAACAUGCUGUCCUGUCCAGACCUGGAGAAGAAAGCGAGGUUGUGUGCCUUGGAGGAGUUUGAAACUGUCAGUAAAACAUCUGAGUUACUUUCCUUGACUAAGGACCAGCUCAAGACACUCAUCUCAUCAGAUGACCUCAAUGCCUCUGAAGAAACGGUGUAUACAGCAGUGAUGGCCUGGAUUGACCAUGACCAUGAGCAGAGGAAGGAAGAGAUGAGAGAGCUGAUGGAGCUGGUCAGGUUCCCCUUCAUGGACAAGAUGUACUUCUUGGAGAAUGUGGAGAGCAACAGGGCAGUCUACACGUCAUGCCAGGAUAUCGUGACGGAAACUCGUAAGUAG
Molecule: messenger RNA, 654 nt
Organism: Branchiostoma floridae (Florida lancelet)
Lineage: Eukaryota; Metazoa; Chordata; Leptocardii; Amphioxiformes; Branchiostomatidae
Product: kelch-like protein 38
Exons: 1
Coding region: 70-654 (194 amino acids)
Molecular function (GO): protein binding
Source: RefSeq, a predicted model, not a curated record